Messenger RNA from Synchiropus splendidus (mandarinfish), 5239 nucleotides. Its product is annotated as enhancer of polycomb homolog 1-like. Gene Ontology annotation, cellular component: piccolo histone acetyltransferase complex. The record is from RefSeq and is a predicted model, not a curated record. The coding region runs from base 953 to 3295 and encodes 780 amino acids. Lineage: Eukaryota; Metazoa; Chordata; Actinopteri; Syngnathiformes; Callionymidae. Gene Ontology annotation, biological process: regulation of transcription by RNA polymerase II. The transcript has 14 exons.
UAACCCCCAGCAGUCGCACUUUGGUGUCCACCUCUAGUUCAACCUGCGAAGCAAGGCGACGCUAAAAUCACCCUUCCCGGAUUAAAAGCCUUUUUUUGGACCGUACCGAGCCCCGACACCAGCUCCGCCUGUCGAACCGUCCGCUUUCUCCAGCAGAAGUCGCGGCUAACGCUAGCUCGUCGAGCCUCCUCCUCGGACUUGCACUAAUGUUGCUCAUCCUCCUCCGAGUCCUGGGAUCCUCAACUCGGUACGUGUUUUCUCGUGUUACGACGACCUGCUGUCGAUCGAUGCUUCUGGAACUGGUGGGCCCGGCCACUGUUGUGGCAUCAGAUGAUUCCAUACACGCAAUCAAAUUCCAAGCUGCUCACUUGGACCCAGUUCAGAACCAGAAUUCCCAACUUGUUUACGACUUUUCAGCAGCUCGGACGUCGAUGUUAUCGGUGGUGAUCGAUGCGUGAGAUGGACUUCUGCAGAUUUAGGUGAAUUAUACUAGUCACAGUGGGUUAAAGUCGCCGACAGAAAAAGACGAUUCAAGAGAGAAGCGGAAGUGAAAGUCUGACGGAACCGGAGCAGCUGAUCGCCAGGGCUUUAAAUGUCCCCUGUUUCGAUCGUGUGGUUUUCGGAUCAGCACCGAGGGUGUGUGGCCGAACAGCGCCAGUCAGCUGCUGGAGUCAGACGCGGAAUUGCACGGCCCAGCUCCGCAGAACCGCCACAUGAGGCGGAUCGAACCUCGAAUGUAUCGACACAUCUGCUAGUGUGACGACACGUGCGGUGACGUAGACUGGCCCUUACGUCAGGAUUCUGCGCUGUUAAGGGAUUUAAUGGACGCCACAAUUGACGGAAACAUGGAUUUAACCUGGCUCGACGCCGGUUAACUGGACACUAAUGAUGGGAACACCAUCUCCAGAGGGCCAUCUCAGCGCAGCAGGUUUAUGGCGAGAAGCGGGACAACAUGGUCAUUCCGGUCCCCGAGGCGGAGAGCAACAUCACGUACUACGACUCCCUCUACCCUGGAGACUACAAGAUGCCAAAGCAGCUAAUUCACAUACAGCCUUUCAGCUUGGACACAGAGCAGCCCGACUACGACCUGGACUCGGACGACGACAAGUUCAUCAACAAGUUGAAAAAGAAGAUGGAGAUCAGCUUCUUGCAGUUCGAGGAGAUGAUUGACAGACUGGAGAAAGGCAGCGGACAGCAGCUGGUGAGUCUCCCAGAGGCCAAGCUGCUGCUGAAGGAGGACGACGAGCUCAUCAAGGAGGUCUUCGAAUACUGGAGCCGCAAGAGGAAAAACAGCAAAGCCAACUCGCUCAUCCCCAACGUCAAGCAGGAGAAGCGUGAUGGCUCCAGCACCAGUGACCCCUAUGUGGCCUUCCGACGUCGCACAGAGAAGAUGCAGACAAGAAAGAACCGCAAGAACGACGAGGCGUCCUACGAGAAGAUGCUGAAGCUGCGGCGGGAGCUGAGCCGAGCCGUCACCAUCCUGGAGAUGAUCAAGAGGCGAGAGAAGAGCAAGCGCGAGCUGCUGCAUCUCACACUGGAGAUCUUCGAGAAGAGGAAUGUCAUGUCUGACUAUGGCGGUGAAGUGAUGGCAGAAGUGCUGGCAGAGAGGGCGCUAGUGAGGCCACAAAUCAUCCCGCUGGUACCUCUCACCAACCAGUACCACAUGGACCUCAAGGACUACAAGUCCAAGCCCGAGAAGACUGAGAUUCCCCGUCAGAAGAGGAAGUAUGAGAAGAAGCAGAACGUGCUGCCCCUGUCUGGCAUGGCUCACCACCAAGGUCCGAUGGUCUUCAAUGCCAAGGACCUGAACCAGUAUGACUUCCCCAGCUCGGAUGAAGAGCCAUUGUCUCAGCUGCACUCGGGCUCGUCAGAAGCAGAAGAGGAGAACGACCCAGACGGUGCCUACGCCUUCCGCAGGAAGGCCGGCUGCCAGUAUUAUGCUGCUCGUCAGGACCGAGUGGGCAGCUGGCCGUGGUGCGCAGGCUGGGAGGGCGGUCUGGCAGAAGCACGUUACCGCUACAGUCUCACUACGCUCACGGUGCCGCGGCGGUGCCAGGGCCUGGCCCGGCGGCGCGUGGGACGCGGCGGCAGGGUUCUACUGGACAGAGCGCACUCGGACUACGACAAUGUCUACCGCCAACUGGACACGGAAACACUCGACCUGCAGCUCCCCACAUCACCACCUCCUCCUCCUCCUCCCCCCACCACCACCUCCUCGUCUCGCUUGCCGGCCACCAAGUGUGCCAGUACCUCAGAAACAAAUACCUCAGACAGAACUUCCUUCAGCUCGUCUCUUUGCUCCUCCCCUCCCACGGACCUCAGUCAGAUACUGUUGAAUAUAAAGUCCUGCCGUUGGAGGCACUUUAGACCACGGACACUACCACUACACGAGCUGGACAAUGCCCACCCUCUGUUCAGGAGGCUGAGUCGAAGCCUCAAACCCCCCACCACCGGCUCCACGUCAGGAGCACAGACCCAACACCGCCCGACAAGGGCAGCCCCUGCCCCCACGCCCACCCCGAUCUUCACAGCUCAACAGUACCAGCAGCAUCAGGAGCAGCUGGCUCUGAUGCAGAAGCAGCAGCUGGAUCAGGUCCAGCUGCAGCAAGUCAACAGCAGCACCACUGCCAACAGCACACAGAACCUGGCGCACACCUUGGACCAGGCCAGCGCUCAGUUCGCCGCCUCAGCGCUGGUGACCGCCGACCAAAUCCUGGCUCUGAAAACCAAGGAGGAGCUGGGCCUGGGCGGCGGCGGCGGCGUCAACGGCGUCCUGUCCCCCUCAGGUGUCUACAAGGGCUUGCACCUUUCGAGCACAGUCUCCCCGUCCCUCGCUGCCCCGGCCCCCUCCACCACCGCCCCAGUCCCCGGCCCUGCCCUGCUCCACCCCUGCACCACCGCCAGUAACAACAACGGCGCCGCCCACCCCCCCACCACAACCGCCACCUCCACCACUCAGGUCCUGAUGGGAAACAACACCAACAGCAUCCGACUGGGCGUUCCCGCCGGGAAAAGGCUCCACGCCCCCCGGACGCUCGGCGCCACCAUGUCGACAUCCGCCUUAAAGCUCGCCCACGCAGCCGCUGCCACCGCCAACUGUCAGAAACCCAAGGUCACCACGACCGCCGCGUCACCGCUGGACCUCGUGCCCAGGUGGGAUUCUCCGCCUGCUUUAGGAAGCGCGGGAGUAACCGCGGCUAACGCGCUCUGGUGUUUCCGCAGGGAGAAUCACGAUCAAGACAAGCCGCCGCUCAACACUCUGUCCGAGAACACAAUGGCCAUGGAGGUUACGUAGCCUCGCACGCCGCCGGCCGGACUCCUCCUCCUUUUCUUUUAGGUGCUAUGCAUCAUGGUCUAGUGGUGAAGGCGAGCGGGCCGAGCGCGGCGAGGUCUGGUGGGAGUCAUUGCAAUGCUCGUCUGGUAUAUAUAGCUCCCUCCUUUAUUUCCUGUUUGUUACUGUUGAUAAGAGAUUGUCUGUAAAUUCUUAAUAUGACAAUUAUAUGUACAGUACUGCAUAUUUGUAAUAACACUCCCCCUCCCCCCAAAAGCCCUUUCUUGUAUAUAACAUUACUUGAAAACAAUUGUUCAUUUGUGAUGUUUUGCACUCGAGAAACAAAAAAAAAAAAGAAGAAAUCAGAGUCAAGAGAAACGACAAACUGCAGCUGGUGCGAGAGCGAGCGUCGCCGGCGGUCACAUGCAUGGUGCCGAAACCUGCUGGUCUAUUUAUUGUGCCGUGUUUACAACUCUUCUUUUAUAAACUUUUUUUUUUGUUUUGUUUUGUUUUUAUGAAACACUGUACGCCACCCGCCCCCCCCUUCACCACCAUCCCCCAACUGUGUUUAGCUAGCGAGGAAAAAAAAAAAAGAAAACAGCCUGGAGCUCGUCCCUUUUUCGUUUGUCCCGUUCCGUUGGACGUUCUUCCGUGAUGUUCCCGUGAUCGCUGAGUCCGGCGCAGGCUCGUGUGUGAAUGUCAUCAGUUUGUCGUGGGUCAAUCAGCUCCACAGAGAUCUUCCAUGACUUAAUAUUCCGUAGAAAGGAAAAAAAAAAACUAAAGAAAACGUGGAUCUUUCCCAGAAGUCUUUGCUGCUUCUGAUCGUCAAAGCACUAUUUUUUUUUUUUUUUUACUUUAAUGCUGCUUUUCUAUUAUUUUGUUCCUGAUGCCCCUUUUGAUUUUUAAAAUGAAUAUUUUUGUAUCCUCAAUUUUUUUUUUUUUUUUUUAAAUCGCCACACAUUGUUGAUCUGAAACUAAAAGGGAGUCGAGCAGAUGCAGUAACGGACAUCUCUGAUCAUUCCAGCGUCGGUGUACAAAGUUUCUCCGCUCUUCAGAAGGCUGUCGGUCGUCUGAGAAUCAGGAAGUUUGGCUCUCUUCUGUGAAGAGUUUGGUACUGAACAAAGCUACUUGUAGUCUUCUGGUGUCUGUACCGCGGUCGACCCGGGCCUCCCACCUUCUCUUUCUUUUGUUUCUCCUGCUUUUGUAGACACUUCCACCACUCGGGAAAGACAAAGAUCCUCAUGAAUUGUCACAAAAUGAAAUUAAAAAAAAAAUCCAGGGCAUUAUGUGUUUGGAUCAACACGUCUCCGCUUUGGUUUAUUGUCUUCACCUUCAGACAGAGCAGUUUUGUUUGUUUGUUGUGGUACACUUAAACUCUGAAGCCAGUGACUGGUCUGUUGCAUCGAGAUUGUAGUUUUAUCUUGAAACUACAUUAAAAGCGGUUGCAGCAAAGCACCACUCGGGGUCGCGGUAAUGCGCUCACCCUCCCAAACGACUGAAGUAUUUGGCAAGUCUGUUUGAAAACGCUGAAAUAGUUGUCUCACUGUGGUCGCUCAUGCCUUCUAAAGACUCAAUUGACCUCCCACUUGGUGGAACCAGAGAGUCCCUGAUCCUCACUUGGUCCUGGUUCUGCAGCCCGGAACUUCUGCAGAACCCAACCGUUCUUUGUUUUAUCCUAGACCUGCAACAAACCUCUUUCUCUUCAGAGUCUGAUCUCAGAAUCAAAAUCGAUCCGGGGACCUUCUCUGGAUCAGGACUCCAUCAACCGAAGGUCUUGCAUCUUGGCAACAUCCACAAACAGGUCACGUGUCCUUUUCUCUUUGCAUCUUAAUAAAAUCUUAAUCUCUUUGGGGGGAAUCCUGAUCCAUGUGAAGGCCGGCUCGGGUGACCCUUCAGGUGAGCACCAUGAACCACCUCAGUGUGUUGUAGUAGCGCCAUCUAGUGGUGAAGGGUGGCGUCUGUUUGCCU